This is a messenger RNA of Bradysia coprophila, 4986 nucleotides long. RefSeq names its product javelin (gene jv). The record is from RefSeq and is a predicted model, not a curated record. NCBI's taxonomy places the organism in Eukaryota, Metazoa, Arthropoda, Insecta, Diptera, Sciaridae.
UGUCAUGGUGGUACUAUGGGAUAUCUACGCGACUCGCAGACGAAGAAAAAAAAUCGAAAUUCAGACUCGAAACAAAACUACGUCGAUCGCGUUCGUGUACCAGACUCAACGUAUAUAUCUAGUGGACCAGGCCGAGGAUCCGGGUGGCGGCAACGAUCUUUGUCGAACAUCGACCUAACGUCUCAAACUCGACAUUCCUUUACCAAACAAUCGAGAGACUACAGCUCGGGAUUGUAUGACCUGUAUUCACGGAUUGAAUCGCGGAAAGACUAUCAAAACGUCUACAAAUUUAACCGUUCCAUUGAUAACAAACAUUCCGAGUCAAUUUAUGAUCAAGUGCGGUCGGAUGCUCCAGUUGGUCCAGAUUCGUGUAGUCUACGUCGUACGCGUAGUCUAGCUGUUAUACGUGAGGAAACUUAUAACGAUUUACAAAUAACUGGCAUUCGUACGAGACGAUCACAGCUCAUACCUCGUGCUAAACUUGUUAAUCGAAGUUUCUUCAAAAACAGAAAACAGCGAUUGCGAGAAGAGGACAGUGGCAGCGGCGUUGACACUCAAACAUCGGAAACACGAGAAUCAGACGACUAUUACGCGAAUCUCAAGAAACUUGAUACAAGCGAUAAACUGGUCAUCGAUCAACCUUGGGCGAACGAUAAAAGUGACUUGGAUAGUUUGGACUCUGAUUACUUUAAACAUUCGCUGCAUCAGUCGCCGGUGGAGGGUGAAAAAGCUCCUAAACUUUACAUAAAAGAGAUCCAAGUACAUGAUACUAAGACAGACGUUAAGUCUAUUACCGAAACUGAAGUAACUUCAUCAGCGAAAUCUGAAGAUCUCACCUCCGAUUCACAAGACGUCAAGAGUCAAGACGAUUGUGAUAGUACUUACGACAACUGUAAGCUUACUUAUAAUACCAACACUUUGACACUGACUCGUGUUAAAAUCACUGAUUUCGACGACGAAGCCGAUAAGAAAUCAAAGUUUAAGGAAGACGGUAAAAGUGUUGUGUCGUACGAUUCAAUUUAUUUGUCAUCAGAGGACAGUAAUGAUCGAACAGUUGUUCAAGAGACUGUUGAAGAUCCUCUACCUGAUGUAAAUGUGAACCAAAACGGAGAAUUUUAUAACGACCCCGACGAAGAUCAACCAAGUCUAGACAGUUUAUACAGCCAAAUCAGCAAAAGCAGCAAAACCAAACCAAAGAUUAUUUCUUUAGAACCAAAGGCUAAUUUGACAUCAUUUUCCGAUACAUCAACUCGAGGUACAUUAGAGCGCCUUACCUUCAUUUCAACGACACCUCAUUCACGAAAGAAGGAUUAUUCACAAGUAGAGGGAAAACGUUUUUCAUCCGAACCGUUUGUCGGUACUCUAAUUGACAAUCAGUACUGCUCUUUACCGGAUGUCAGUAUUGGAUUAAGUUUGCACACAUCGGAACGAAUCGAUGAAAAGCUGCGUCUAUCUUGCAAAAUUGUAGGCAGCGCCAGUAAUACGAAUAAUUCAAUUCAUGACUCAAUAUCACGAUUCGGUAAAGCACAUAAACGAUUGCGACAAAGGGUGGAGAGCGUAGAAGCUGAGGAAAAUAAAUUGCAUUCUGAAGAGCCGUUGAAAGAGGCUGAAGUAAUUGAAGUUACGCCACCAAUCAAACCGAUAGACAUUGACAGCGAAAUAACUGAAAGGCCACCUAAAGUGCAAGGAGAUCCACCAGCGAUAAUUAAUUUGAAAAAGAAGAAAAUCAUCGUCGAUGAAUUGGCUGCAAGAAAUCAUAAGCAAUUGAACGACGUAGACAAUAAAUUGUUAAAAUCAGAAUCAGUGACAACCAAAUUGUCCGAUAUAAAGAUCAUUGUUACUGAUGCACAGAAUAACAUUAUAGAACAAGAGGAUCUUGAUAAGGAAGUUGAAGAAGUAAAAGAAAUUUGUACAGAAGUUCUAUUCAAACCGAAAAAAGAUCAGGAAUUGCUAAAUAAUCAAAAGUCUUCUGAGUCCCACGUUAUUGUUACAGUAAAAGAAGAUAAAAGCUCGGCUAAGUCAAAUCAAACUGAAACCAAAGAUAAAACCCCAUGCGUUCGGCCAGUCGGUUGUAAACAGAUUCAGAUAACGAAAACAGCACUGAAGAAAGCCGCCUCAGUCGAACAGAGAGACCUACGAAGUGAAUUUAAAGCGAAUUUAACAGACACCCUACGGAAACGAAUAGCAGAAAGUCGAAACAUUUUCAACGCCAGACCCAUUCGCAUAUCGAGCGAAGAACAUAUUGAAAAACUUAACGACACAUACGAGAUCAACUCGUCAUUGGCAUACAAAGUUAAAUUUAAAGAACAAACAAAAAUGUCUCGACCGCAAAUUUUAACAGUUGUUGAUUCGAAACGUAAUGUUUGCUCAGUUGCUCCCCGACAAGCAAUUGACUCACUAGCUGAUAGAAACAAAUGUGCUAACAAUUCGACAGAUCUCCAACCGGAAGCUAAACAAGAGUUUAAAGAAAAAGUCGAUUCGGUGCGAUGUUAUUGGUCGAAACUGAUCGAAGAAAAUGGGCAUCAUGAUGUGGACGAAGUUGAUCAUGAAGUGAGUAAUAUGCGUAACGAAAGUGUUCGUAACUACAUAGCUUCGGUUGAGAAACAAAAUCUGGAAAAUUCGUACCAAAAUCGGAACAGCAAGAUUGAGUUACGUGACAACGAAGACUAUACAAGUUUUUGUCCAAGUGUUGAAAUCAUCGAACUGGAUGGUCAAAAGCAUGCAGCUGUUGUGAAAAGUCAGAACACCGACACCCAGGAUUUCGAUCAUGUUCGUUACAAAGUGAUGAAGUCGGAUACAUUCCAGAAGAAUAUCUUAGCUCAUAAUAGGAAGGAAGCACAGUUUGAUGGCCUUCUACAGUACUUACAUAACUACAGUUUUCAGGAAUUAUUAGCCAGUAACAAUGUCGUUAUCAUCGAGCCAAUUCGAACGAAAAUCGAGAAGCCGUCAGCCAAAACAAAUGAAUCUCAAAAAGUUCAUUGCAAAAUAACAGGAGGUGCAGGACGUCAAAGUGAUUCGAACAAGAGUGCUAUAAAAAGACAUUUCUUCUACCAUCCAAUUCGCGUGAACAAAGAACUGUUAGACGAGGAGCUGCCCAAUCCAGAUACGGUUCGAAAAGCGCGAAUAUUAUUUGAGGAAACUCUACGACUACGGAAUUAUCAGAAACAAGACGACGCCGCAUCCGGCAAUGGUGUACGCGGUAAUGAGAAGUUGAGGAGAAAGGCCCUACGAUAUUUAACCAUAGACACAUCAUUCGGUAAUGCUGCUAAAAAGUGGGAUUCUUCCAGUGUAUCCAGUGGUAUAUCCAGCGGUGAACUGAGCUCACCAUGUGAAUGCAAUGACCACGAUGAUAGCAAAGAAGUUUAUUCGAGCGAGGAAAAUAUUUAUGGCUACGAUAUGUGCGAGUCGUACUAUGUUAGUCAGGAUGUUCUGGAAAAGAUUCGUGAAUCAGGUUCAUCAAUUACAUACUUUGGUGGACGAGUAGUUGAUAAGAAUUCAUCCGAGAUCAGUCCAAUGACAAAGGCAAUCAUGAAGGAAAUACGCGGACAGAACCGAAUGUGUGGAGUAUGCCAACCUCACAAUUGCCCGCAUCAAUCAAAAGUAUUCCCGAAAACACCAGAGCCAGACAAUAUGGGUCUGAAAUUCAAAUUGGUAAAGUCGAACAGUUGCAGCAGUCGACUAGAGCUAGCUGGAACAGGUAUCGACGAACAGCAGCUACGUAACACCAAACAGCACAUAUCAGCAAUAGAAAAUCGCUCAAAACCAGCACCACUUGACGCUGAAGAGUCAGUCCGCAGCAUGGUUCAUCGUUUGGAGACCGGUGCAAUAAAUCAGAAAGAAGUUCCUCGUAUCAUCGAAUCGAAGUGUAUUGAAAAAAUUGUUGAUCCGAACAAAAGAAUAGAAACGGAACAACUAAUCGACACGUCCAUGUCAAUCAAUAACCAGAUGAUUGAUGAGCAACAAUCCCGUUUGGGGCCUGUUGAUAUCCUGAGACAAGUCACCGUAAAUAAUCACAUUAACUUUACGCCACCUGUUGUGGUUGGUGAUACAGCCAAAUCUACCAGCACCACCACAAUGGCACAACGAAACCAAACUCAUCAAAAUAAUCAUUUACCGGAAACAUUACGAACCAAUAAAGUGCCACGAAAUCGUAAUGUUGAUUUAGCUUUUGCCAUGAAUAAAACCGCAAAAGAAAAAUCCGACGAAACGAAAAAGGUUAACACGAACGAGGUGUUAUCGGAACCGGAUGGAAAUCAGCAAGUAAAUGCGACGAGCUUUAGAAAUGCGAAAAAAUUGCUGAACGAAACGGAUGAUAAUGAAACGCAAAUGACGAUUCAAGUGUGCUCGACGAAAAGGGAGGUUGAUGUAGCUAACGCAAAUGGGGGACAGGAACAACAACAACAAUCAACACAAAGCCCACGGCAACUGGUUAAGUGGAAUACAUUAAGUCAGUUUGAUGAGAAAAAUUAUGUUGCCAAUGAUGUGAAAUUGAAACAGAAACCAAAGUACGACGAAAUUGAAUUCGAAGAGUUUCAAGUUUAUGAUCCGAGUAAUGCGAACAACGAGUGUUAUGAUAGUCUUAAUGAUAAAUGAAUGGAAAUUAAAUGUUUCUGAAUAUAUAUAGAGCUUCGGGUAAUAUUGUAUUCGGUUCAACGUUAAAUUAAUAAAAGGGAUGCUAACGGUAGUAAUGAACGUAGAGUAAAUGUAAUUGAGUGGAAACGAAAGUACUUCUACACGUAAGUUUAUGUAGAGCUUAACGGAAAAAAAUUUUCUUUUUGUUUUGGUGGUUGGUGUUUUUUUCGUUUAUUUAUUGACUUCUAUUCAUAGAACAUAAAGUAAAUCAAUAAAUGAAAUUAUUCUCUUGCAUGCAUUAGUUAUCGAUCGAUCACGCUAGCCUAUACAUUUAUUAUAUAAAAUGAAAAUUAAUUAUUUAUUGAUGUCAAAAUCAGAAACAGAACAAAUAAAUGAUAAAUCAUUAAACUUGAA